AUGCCAAACCAAUAUAUUUUCGGAUAUCAACAGCAGACCCUCCCUGCGAACAAGAAUGUGUUAUUAACCAAUCACCCUAAUAAUGCCAACUUAAACUAUAGCCCAACCUUUGCAAAUACUUAUCCUUUGGAUACCGCAAGUACUACCAGUUCAAUUUCUUCUUCUUAUUCAUCAACUUCUUCCUCCUCCUCCAGCUCCUCAGCCUCGUCUUCCAAUUCGUAUCAAAAUCCAAGACUUCGCUACUACUUAUCCAAAUCCUUUGACAUUGAAGAUGAUCUAGAAUUUUGUCCUGAUAUCCCAGAAAAUUUUGAGAGUUCACCUCCUGCUAAAAAAUUUAACCCAUAUACUGCAUCAAUAUUCCUGCCAACCUCAAUUCAGGAUAUUUAUUCAGGAAGUGGUACUCACUCACCUAGCAACAAUAUGACUGCGGCUCCACAAUCACCUAGACUGAGAACCCCUCGCAUUAAAAAACCAUUAGAAAUUAUAAACCCUCAAACAAAGAUGAGAGUUGGAUCUUCAUCACUUACUAAGUGA
Dujonia railenensis is the source of this 534-nucleotide messenger RNA. The record is from the annotation of a GenBank genome assembly. Lineage: Eukaryota; Fungi; Ascomycota; Pichiomycetes; Serinales; Debaryomycetaceae.